Molecule: messenger RNA, 1998 nt
Organism: Exophiala spinifera
Lineage: Eukaryota; Fungi; Ascomycota; Eurotiomycetes; Chaetothyriales; Herpotrichiellaceae
Exons: 1
Coding region: 1-1998 (665 amino acids)
Molecular function (GO): NADP binding; flavin adenine dinucleotide binding; N,N-dimethylaniline monooxygenase activity
Source: RefSeq, a predicted model, not a curated record
AUGACCGCUACCAUCACAGUUACGACUGAGAUUGAAGCGGACGGUCUCAGCCUCGAAGCAACACAACAAAAGUACGCCGAAGAGGCCCAGAAACGCUUACGGCCCGACGGCCCGUCACAGUUCGUGACUUUGAAUGAUAGCGAAGAUGAUCGACUUCGGCUGUUGAGUCUUGAUCCCUGGGUCGAUCAUGAAGCCUUGAACAAAAGGCCCUCCCCCGUCGUCCAGGGUGCUAGUUACAAGUUCCUUAUACUGGGCGCUGGCUUUGGUGGGCUUCAAUUCGCAAUUCAGCUUAUCGAGUCAGGUCUGGCCACGAGAGAUGAGGUCCGUUUCUUGGAUGCCGCUGGGGGUUUUGGUGGUACUUGGUACUGGAAUCGAUACCCAGGACUUCACUGCGACGUUGAAAGUUACAUCUACAUGCCAUUGUUGGAGGAAACUGGAUACAUGCCUACGCGCAAAUAUGCACCAGGAGCUGAGAUCCGCGAACACGCCGAGCGUAUUGCUCGUCAUUGGAAUCUUUCCGACACUGCUCUCUUUCGUGCCGAAGUUCAGAAAUUGCAAUGGGACGACGACACAAAAUUGUGGAACGUGAAUUAUGUUGAGCGGCGAGGAGAUACGGAGACUCCGAUACCGCAGACAGUACAAGCACAGUACGUGUACCUUGCUGGCGGAGUUCUAACCGCUCCUCAAGUUCCUAAGCUGCCGGGCCUCUCGUCAUUUUCGGGCGAAAUGUUCCACACCGCUCGAUGGAACUACCGCGCCUCGGGAGGGUCACAAGCUGAUCAGCGCCUGCACGGCUUUCGGGGCAAACGAGUCGCGGUCAUCGGCACGGCUGCCACUGCGAUUGGCGUGAUCCCGGAAAUUGCAAGGUAUGCCAAAGAGCUUUUUGUGGUCCAGCGGACGCCAGCCUACGUGAAACCCCGAAAUCAACAGAUCACAGAUCCAGAAUUUUACGAGACCAAGAUCGCCAGAAAGCCGGGCUGGCAAUGGGAGCGGCAGCUAAACUGCAACAGUUUCAUCACGAAUUCGGCCAAGCCAGGAGAGGAGAACAUGGUUGCCGACGGCUGGACAGACAUGCCGGCCUACUCAGCUGUGGUUGGGUCACCGUCCCACGGAGUAGUCGACGGUUCCGCAGACUCUCUUGCCAGACACAUUGCCGAGUUCAACGCUCUUGAUUUGCCACAUAUGAACGCAGUUCGCGCCAGAAUCGACAAAGUCGUUCAGGAUCCUGACAUAGCCGAGAAGCUGAAGCCUUGGUACAACUCAUAUUGCAAACGGCCUACCUUUAGUGACGAGUACUUGAAGUUAUUCAAUGAGCCCCAUGUACAUCUUGUCGAUACUGACGGGCAGGGCCCUUCAGCGGUCACCAGCAAUGGACUGGUCGUGAACAACCAGGAGCUCAAUGUCGAUGUCAUCGUGUUUAGCACCGGCUAUCAGAUUUCAAGCGCUCGAGGGGCAAAUCCAGCGGCCAAGCUGAAUGUAGAGAUCUUAGGCCACGAAGGCAGGUCCCUCGACGACAAGUGGAAUGAAAACGGUGCUGCCACGCUCCACGGAUAUGCGACAAAUGGAUUUCCAAAUCUCUUCUUCACUGGUUUGUCACAGGGGACCACCACCGGGAACAACGUCUGGAUGCUUCGAAUUAUCGCUGAUAAUGUCAUCUAUCUACUGACGGAGGCGUUUCGAAACACUCCAGAGGGCCGGAGACCGAUUCUCGAAGUGACGAAGAAGGGUGAAGAAGCUCACACAGCCGAGGUUGUAAGGCGGGCUCCCUUCUUCUCUUUGAGCCGAGGCUGCACUCCAGGAUACUUCAAUGGCCACGGACAGGCCAGAACGACUACGGAUUCCGCGUCGAGGGCUAAAGCAGCAAAGGGCUCUACUUGGGCUGAAGGCACGCAGUCGUUCUUGGAGUAUAUCAGGAAAUGGCGGGAACGUGGAGGGUUCGCUGAUGUAGAGGUCCAUUAUGAUUCUGAUCCACAGGCUUCUGUCCAGAAUGGAGAGUAG